CGAGGUAUCAUGGAGGAUCAGUAGGCAAACCGCGGCCGUCAGAGGAAAGCAGCUGCCGCUCCGAGAGCCGCGAGUUUCCAGAACGUUUGUCCGGCCGCCGCCCGCAGGGAAAACAAGCCGCCAUGGAGAUGAAGAAGAGGAUCAGCCUGGAGCUGAGGAACCGGAGCCCGGCCGAGGUGGCGGAGCUGGUGGUGGAUAACUGUCGCUCGUCUGACGGCGAGGUGGAGGGUCUGACCGACGAGUUCAAGGAGCUGGAGUUCCUCAGCAUGGUGAACGUGGGGCUGAGCUCGCUGUCCAAGCUGCCCUCGCUGCCCAAACUACGCAAGCUGGAGCUGAGCGACAACAACAUCUCAGGCGCUCUGGAGACGCUGGCGGAGAAAUGUCCCCACCUGACCUACCUCAACCUGAGCGGCAACAAGAUCAAAGAGCUGAGCAACGUGGAGGCGCUGCAAAACCUGAAGAGCCUGCGCAGCCUGGAUCUGUUUAACUGUGAGAUCACCACGCUGGAGGAGUACCGCGAGAGCGUGUUCGAGCUGCUGCCCCAGGUCACCUACCUGGACGGCUUCGACCAGGAGGACAACGAGGCGCCCGACUCCGAGGCCGACGACGAAGACGAGGACGAGGACGGCGCCGGGCCGCCGGCCGACUACGAGGACGACGAGGAGGGGGAGGAGGAGGAGGAGGAGGAAGGCUCUGAGGGCGCUGAGGUGGGCCUGUCCUUUCUGAUGAAACAGGGCGUGCAGGAGGAAGAGGAUGACUAUGCAGAGGAGGAGGAUGAAGACGAGCCGGCGGCCGUGCGAGGAGAGAAGAGGAAGAGAGACGUGGAGGACGAAGGGGACGACGACGACGACGAUGACGACGACUAAUCGGCCUCCUCGCCCGACUCGCCCGUCUGUCUCGUUCUGUCCGUCUCAGUCGACCUCUGGACCCGAGCUGGAGAGCAACAACAACAACAACAACAACAACAACAACAACGACAACAGCAACAACAACAACAACAACGACAACAACGACAGCAGCAGCAGCAGCAGCGACCCUGGGCAGCAGCAGCAGCAGCAGGAACAGUGUGAUCUCCAGAUAGUGCGUUUCAGUUUCUCUACAGUAGAAUAUCACUGCAGAAUCUCUUUAUUUUUAGAUAAUAAUGAUGAUAUAAUAUAUAAGAUUGCAGAAAAAAAGGA
Myripristis murdjan (pinecone soldierfish) is the source of this 1178-nucleotide messenger RNA. RefSeq names its product acidic (leucine-rich) nuclear phosphoprotein 32 family, member E (gene anp32e). Bases 123 to 866 code for a protein of 247 amino acids. Lineage: Eukaryota; Metazoa; Chordata; Actinopteri; Holocentriformes; Holocentridae. Gene Ontology annotation, biological process: regulation of apoptotic process. The record is from RefSeq and is a predicted model, not a curated record. The transcript has 7 exons. Gene Ontology annotation, molecular function: histone binding; phosphatase inhibitor activity. Gene Ontology annotation, cellular component: nucleus.